UUUCACAUCAAAUAAUAAUCGUGUCGAGUCGAGUCGAAACAAAUGCGUCUUUCGCCGAGUGGAGGAGAAGAUGCGGAGAGCCACAGAAUGGCAGCCGGAGGGGUCGAAUAACACAGCGGCUAUCGACGGUUGGAGGUUUGUAGCAUAGCUAGCUAAUGCGGAGCUGACUGCUGGUUUUCACGCCGACCUGAGUUCACUUCAGGAAACUCGGAGCAGCGACACAUCACCCCGAGCUGGUGUAUUUGUAAAGAGCACAUGGCCCUUAUUCUGCUGACCGACAUGGACCCUCUUUCUUCCAAUCCACCAACACCCGACGGCAUCUCCCGCUCAGAACCAGACCUAUCCGCUGACCACGACCCUAAGCAGGAAAUAAAGGAAGUUACUUUAACUGUCCACCUUUAUCACCGGGGAAAGAUUGAAGGAGGAGGCAGCUGUUCAGAAGACAACCUCACAUUUCCAUCUGGAGAAUAUGUAGCAGAGGAACUGUGCAUCACUGCUGCCAAAGCUUGUGGGAUUAGUCCAGUGUACUACAGCUUGUUUUGCCUGAUGAGGGAAAAUGACCGAAUAUGUUUUCCUCCUAAUCACAUCUUUAAACUGCCGGACUCAGACAGUGAAAACCUGCACUUCAGAAUCAGAUACUAUUUUCCAGGCUGGUACAACAGCAGUAACUCAUUCUACGCUCAUCGUUAUGGUUUGUCCAAAGAGAUGGAAAGCCCAGUAAUGGAUGAUUGUGUCAUGACCUACCUGUUUGCUCAGUGGCGCAGUGACUUUUUGAACGGCUGGGUUCAUCUUCCGGUCAGCCAUGAAGCUCAGGAGGAGUGUCUGGGUUUGGCCGUUCUCGACAUGAUGAGGCUCGCUAAAGAGAGUGGUCAGUCGCCAGUGGACAUCUACAAUGAAAACAGCUACAAGUCCUUCCUGCCCAGAUGCAUGCGGAACCGCAUCCAAGAGUACAACCUGCUGACCCGGAAGAGAAUCCGCUACCGCUUCCGACGGUUCAUCCAGCAGUUCAGUGAGUGCAAGGCCACUGUUUGCAACCUGAAGCUCAAAUACCUGAUGAGCCUGGAGUUGCUGCUGCCCUCUCUGUACUCUGAGCGCUUCCGAGUGACUGACCUAUCCUCACGAGAGGUUACCAUCGUGGUGAAGGGCAACGAGGGCAUCCAUUGGUCUAAAGGGAAAGGCGAGGAGGGAGCAGAGGAGGAUCUGGAAGUAUAUUGUGACUUCCCAGAGGUGAUUGACAUCAGCAUCAAACAGGGCAACAAGGAAGGCUCAGCAGAAAGUCGCAUUGUUUCCCUCACCAGACAGGACAACCAGAUCUUGGAGCUGGAGUUCCAUUCGCUGUCCGAGGCCCUGUCCUUUGUGUCUUUGGUCGAUGGAUAUUACCGACUGGUCACCGAUGCCCAUCAUUACCUGUGUAAAGAAGUAGCUCCGCCACGACUUCUCGAGUGCAUUCAGAGUUACUGCCAUGGCCCUUUAUCGAUGGAGUUUACAAUUAGUAAGCUGCGUCGUUCAGGUAACUACCAAGGCCUCUACAUCCUGCGCUGCAGCCCCAGAGACUAUGACAAAUUCUUCAUGUCCUUUGUUGUCGGGUAUGAAAGCAUGGUGGACUAUAAGCACUGUCAGAUUUUGAAGACAGAGUCGGGAAAGUUCAUUCUGAGCGGUGCCAAAAGAAGCUUCGGUUCUCUGAAAGAACUCAUGAAUUGCUACCAAAACGAGGCGCUCCGCACUGAUGGGUACACAUUCCAGUUGACCCGGUGCUGUCCACCCAGCCAGAAAGAUAAAUCCAACCUGCUGGUGUGCAGAAAUAACCAAGGCGCAGAAGUUGCUCUGUCUCCAUCACUCCACAAACACAUCAGCCAGAUGGUUUUCCACAAAAUCCGCAAGGAGGAUCUCAUCUUUAAUGAAAGCCUGGGCCAAGGAACAUUUACGAAGCUUUUUCGCGGUGUGAGGAAGGAGGUGGGUAAUUAUGGGGAGGUUCAUCAGAUGGACGUCGCGGUCAAGAUUCUGGACAAGGCUCAUCGUAGUUUCUCAGAGUCCUUCUUUGAGGCAGCAAGCAUGAUGAGCCAGCUGUCCCACAAGCACUUACUGCUCAAUUAUGGCGUGUGUGUUUGUGGCGACGAAAACAUGAUGGUGCAGGAAUAUGGGAAAUUUGGCUCACUGGAUAUCUAUCUGAAAAAGAAGAAAAACUGUGUGAACAUCACCUGGAAGCUAGAAGUGGCUAAACAGUUGGCCUGGGCUAUGCACUACCUGGAGGAUAAAAACGUCGUUCAUGGGAAUGUUUGUGCCAAAAAUGUUCUCCUGAUCAGAGAGGAGGACCGGAAGACGGGCAGUCUGCCUUUCAUCAAGCUCAGUGACCCUGGCAUCAGCGUCAACGUGCUGCCCAGAGAAGUUCUGGUGGAGCGUAUCCCGUGGGUGCCCCCUGAGUGCAUCGAAAACCCCCAGAAUCUGAGUUUAGCUACAGAUAAGUGGGGCUUCGGAACGACGCUUUGGGAGAUCUGCAGCGGGGGAGAAAAACCACUCAGCUCGCUGGACUCCUCAAAGAAGAACCUGUUCUAUGAGGACAGGCACCAGCUUUCAGCUCCAAAGUGGAUCGAAUUAGCCAACCUCAUAAACAGCUGCAUGGACUACGAGCCUUUACACCGACCCUCUUUCAGGGCGAUCAUCAGAGACCUCAACAGUCUUUUCACUCCAGAUUAUGAGCUGCUGGUGGAGAGCGACAUGGUGCCCAACAGGACACGAGGCUUUGGCUUCCCAUGGGCCUCAGCAAGCAAGGAGCCUGCCCAGUUUGAGGAGAGACACUUGAUCUUCCUCAAGCAGCUGGGCAAAGGAAACUUUGGAAGCGUGGAGAUGUGCAGGUACGACCCCCUGCAGGACAGCACAGGGGAUGUGGUGGCUGUGAAGAAACUGCAGCACAGCACAGCUGAGCACCUUCGGGACUUUGAGCGGGAAAUUGAAAUUCUCAAAUCACUUCACCAUGAGAACAUUGUUAAAUACAAAGGAGUGUGCUACAGUGCAGGUAGAAGAAACCUUCGUCUCAUCAUGGAGUAUCUCCCCUUCGGCAGCUUGAGAGAUUAUCUCAUCAAACACAAGGACCACAUCGAUUCCAAGAAACUGCUGCACUAUGCAUCGCAGAUAUGCAAGGGCAUGGAGUACCUUGGCAGUAAGCGUUACAUUCACAGAGACCUGGCCACCAGGAACAUUCUGGUGGAGAGCGAGAUGCGGGUGAAGAUCGGUGAUUUUGGCCUAACCAAGGUUCUGCCACAGGACAAAGAAUACUACACUGUCAGGGAGCCUGGGGAGAGCCCCAUCUUCUGGUAUGCUCCUGAGUCGCUGACGGAGAGCAAGUUCUCAGUAGCGUCAGAUGUUUGGAGUUUCGGUGUUGUCGUGUAUGAGCUCUUUACCUACAGUGACAAGAACUGCAGCCCACCAGCGGUUUUCAUGGAGAAGAUGGGAAACGAAAAGCAGGGCCAGAUGAUCGUCUACCAUUUGAUCGACCUGCUGAAGCAAGGAUACAGACUGCCUGUUCCUGAAAACUGCCUAAAAGAGAUUCACAAGAUCAUGGUGGAGUGCUGGAGCAGUGAUCCGAAACUGCGGCCUACCUUCAAGGCCUUAAUCCAGCGGGUGGAGACUGUGCGAGACAGCAAUGUCAGAUGAGACGGGCGCAGUGAAUACCUGAACUGUUAACCUGCUGGUGUUGACGUGCGCGAGCCGGUCGUCACACCAUGAGAAGACAUACCGCUUCACGGAGGAAAACAAAAUGACUGAAAUAACGAGUACACUACAACCAACUAAAGGAAAGAUGUUUCUGAAUACAAUCCAGGUUUUUUUUUUGCUUUUUACAUUCCAAACUGCAUCCCUACUGCACUUGAAAUCAUUGAGGAACAUUACAGCCAUGUGCCUCACCUCGACACUUUGCUUUAAUGUGAGACCAUCAAAUGAAAUUCUGUGCUUCUGUUACAAGUAGGGCUUUUCCAACAAAGAGGUUCCAGUUCUUAACCAGAGCCAGUCUUUGAGUGGUUAACUUUUGUUUUUCUCAUGCUAAUCUCACAUUUUAUUAUCGUUGGAGCAGGUGUUUUAAACAUGGCACUUGCAACGUUUUGACGGGCUGCUGUUCCCCAUGAGCUCAUGAGCAAAGCAGUUUUUCCGCUGGUCCAGCAGUGAGACAGAGCCAUGUUAACGUUGGAAAUCUGUAGCACCAAUGAAGCACUGGAACCAGUUUGGUGGAAAAUGCCCCAAGGCUAUCAUUAGACCUUUUCUGUUACAGUGAAGUUCUGUUGUACAUAGAUAAAGCGUCAAGCAAAAGUAUUUACACCCCACUGGUAGUUAAGCCUUUAUACAGAAUUUAAAUUAAUCACCGCUGGACUGGAUUACUAAUUAAGUGAGUUCUGAAGGCUUUUUUUUUUUUUUUUUGCACUGCAUUUUAUUUAAGGGUAUCAAAGUAAAUGGAGCUACAGUUACGCUCAAAAUGAUUCUAAGCGCUGGAAGAUUCGGGUGUAAAGUAUAAAAUGUUGCCAGCGUGUUUUUUUUAUCACUGUAAGUAAUAUUACCGUUUUGGAAAGGCCCUGCCAGAUUCCAGACUUGAAUCUGAUCGAGAAUCUGGGGAGGGAGCUAAAGAUUAGGGUGAUGGCACAGAGGCCUUCCAACCUUAGAGACUUGGAGCUCAUCACCAAAUACCAGUGGAAACAUCUGCAAAAAUCUGCCAGGGAUAUGAAUAAUUUGAGGCUUAACUGUACAUUUGUAAAUGCACGCCACACUUUUCAGAUUUUUAUAAACAAAAUAAUAAUAAAAACUAGUGUCCUUUUUUUUUUUUUUCAAUUUUGUGUUGAUCUACCACAUAGAAUCCCAAUGAAAUACACACUUUGCAAGAUUUUAUUAGCUGGUGAUAAAAUUAUGUUUUUACUACAAUCGUUUUAGGUCAAAGAUGUGAGAUUUAAAAUAAUUUUAAUUUUAAAUGUUUACAUCUUUUUAAUGCAGAAUUUAUUUUAACAACCAUGAAUAUCUGAGUACUUUCUGUAGCCUGCAUUGAAUGUGCAGUUACACUGUAACAACUCUGGAGGUUAUUAUUUUAAUUUGUAUUUUUUUUUUAUGCAUCAGACAUUAUAAAUGUUACAUGGCUUCAUUGUCUGCCUAUAGAAAGCUGAUAGUGAUUUAAAAGGAAAUCAUUGGAAGUUAUGGGUUUAUUUAAAAAUGUAAGUGAUCUUUGGUCAUUUAGAUAAAUGUGUAUAUUUGCAUUGCAUUACCAGUCAUAAGUGGUGAAAUGUUUUUUUUAUUUUUUUUAUUUAAAGUCACUAUUAUAUAAUUCAAAUAUAUAUAUUUGUCAGAAAUAUAUAUAUUUGACUAAAUGUGCUGGAUAUUGAUGACUGAAGGCUUGCAGUUUUUCAUAAACACCAAACACUUAUCCAUAUUGUUUUUGUACAUCCAGUGCCUUAUGUUAAAAAAUAUUAGACCAAAGGAGCAAAAUUCAUAAAAAAUGGUGAAAAAGUGGAAUUUCAAGUAAAAUGAAUGGCUUUGGUUAAGAUUAUGAUUACCUUCUGUAAAGCUGUGAAAUAGGGCAUCUUUGUUUCGCUUCUACAGGUUUUAUCAGUGGUGAAUUUAAGUUGUUUGUGCUGAAAUAUGUAAAUUUGUAAAAUGUGUGUGUUAUUUCAUGACCAAAGAUUUUUAUUUUUUUUUUUUAUAAAUACACACAUUUAAACUGCUGGCCUUAUUUCCACGUUUAUUUCCUGCAUUGAGUUUUGACCGAUAAAUGUAAAUGGCUGUAAACCUGUGAUGUAAGGUUGACGUGUUUUUACUCUUGAGCCACUAAAGAAAAGGUUUCUUUGUUAGGAUCGUAACAUCGGGAGGUGAUGGUUUUGUCUUAAGGUCAGAUGUUCGCUUUUGUUGGCAAAUAAAAUUCCGAUCUUUGCCAUUUUA
Molecule: messenger RNA, 5907 nt
Organism: Girardinichthys multiradiatus
Lineage: Eukaryota; Metazoa; Chordata; Actinopteri; Cyprinodontiformes; Goodeidae
Gene: jak2a
Product: Janus kinase 2a
Exons: 24
Coding region: 256-3651 (1131 amino acids)
Biological process (GO): hemopoiesis; intracellular signal transduction; cytokine-mediated signaling pathway
Cellular component (GO): cytoskeleton; membrane; cytosol
Molecular function (GO): ATP binding; non-membrane spanning protein tyrosine kinase activity; cytokine receptor binding
Source: RefSeq, a predicted model, not a curated record